GAGCCUGUGGUGUCCUCAAGAUUACCUGACAUCCCGCUAAAUGAAUUUACUGAGCACAAAGUCUACAAAAAGCUCGCAACAAAGGCGAGCAAAUGGAUUGUUUGUGAAGAUGCCAUCGCCGUUGAAGUCUGAUGAAGACACGGGCUUCACUUCUGUUUGAUCUGAGCUCAUCAAAGGCUUCAUUUUACACCACUGUAAGCUUGGGAUGUACAAUUAAAACAAAGCCCGAAGACAAAGCAAUGGGGAUGAACGCGUUUAAUGAAGUGUAUUGGGCGUUUGUCCUGUGCUCGUCUAUUAGAAGCGACGACCCCUGUCAACAACAUCAAAGACAUUUAGGGUUUUAUCCCGGACUAUCUGACAGACAUGCGCUUUGAAACACUUAAAUUCGCAUUUUAUUUCUAUACAGAAAAGAGUGCAUUGCUUUAAUAAUAUCCUCUCCAAGUGGCUUGCAUAUGUUAUCAUGUUUUGCAAGUUGCAACAGACCUCAUUUUAUUGUAAUUUAUUUGAAUUUAUGGGUACAUUUGUGGUUGAGCUUUUUGGUUUGAUGGGUGUCCAAUAGUUAUACAACCUUUCUUGCUUUCUUGGCACUCGUUGGUUCCUCAAUAAAUUCGGAUGAUAUUUUAUAUGAUAUGUUGUAAUAUUUUAUAAAGCAAGGAUCGAUCUUAAAUCGUUAUAAUCAGAUAACUGUUAGAUAGAUCAAUAGAUGAACCGAGAUCCACAUUCUUAUCUCAGAUUGCUAAUCACGUCCUAUUUGUUUAUAGGGACAGACUGAAUGAUAAUUAAUUCGGUAAACUUUUCACUUCUUCUCAUUUGCAUACGACUUUGAUCUUUUCCCACUCAUUUAAUCAAACGCAUUUCAAAGCCCCCCAUCACCAACCUGAAGAUCUAACAUGGAAUAUACAAACCAACUCCCUUUGAAAAAGUGGAGAUUUUUUUGCUUAAAAUGUAUUUGCUAUAACCUGUUAAAUAUAUAAUAGUAUAAGUGCAUCACCCAAACUAUUUAUAGUACGUCUAUAAAUCAUCCAGCGUGCGAAUGAAGUAACUUCUGUAUUUGGUAUUUCAUUAUCUCAGUUCAAAGCGGGAUUGUCCAUCAAAUAAGCGCUAUUGCUUUGGUGUGUAUGUGUGUGUGUGUUUGGUUCAUACAAACCCAUUGAGUGCCGAUAGACAGACAGCUCAUGACGCGAACGCUUUGAAAUCUCAUCCAGCUCUUUGUUACGCGCAGUGAGGGGCGGGAGCGCAAACAACCCCGGGCGGCUAUAAAUGACGGGCGCCGCGAUCCCGAGGAACCACACAAGAACCUCAGUGAUCUCGGGAAUAACAUUCCUACUCAUCUAAGGAAUAGCAGAUCUGACAAUGCUGCACGUCGCCAUGCUCUCCACCGUUUGCCUCUUCUUGCUGUGCUGCAUUAAAGCAGCAUCCUCCGGCUCUUUGAUGUUCAACUCAAACGCCAUCAAGGCGGCUUCAGGUGCGGCGGGUAUCAGUCACCCGGUAAGCCCGAGUCCGGAUGAGUUACCCGCUGACAGCGCCAGUCUGAACUUCGCCAUUGACGCACCGCAGCAGCCUUUAAUGUGUGAAGCUGAUGAGGAAUGCGCGGAGGAUGAGUUCUGUUUUCUGUCACGCGGCGUCUGUCUCCAGUGUAAGAAGCGCAGGAAGCGCUGCAUCAGGGAUGCGAUGUGCUGCCCUGGCAACCACUGCAGCAACGGGGUUUGCCUUCCAAAUGAUCCUGACAUGAUUCAACAGAUUGGAAUGGAAGAGUUUGCAUCCAUCGCCUAUGAGAACUCGACUGUUGUGGUGCAGCCAAAAGUUGCAACUCAAGGUUCACCACAAAACCAAAUGCUAAAAGGUCUGGAGGGGGAGAACUGUUUGAGAUCUUCCGAUUGUGCAGAGGGACUUUGUUGCGCCCGUCAUUUCUGGUCCAAAAUCUGCAAGCCGGUCCUGAAGGAAGGUCAGGUCUGUACCAAGCACAAGAGGAAAGGCACGCAUGGUUUGGAGAUAUUCCAGCGUUGUGAUUGUGCGGAAGGCCUGAGCUGCAGAACGCAAAGAGCCGACAGCAGCAAGUCCUCACGAAGUCUCCACACCUGCCAGAGGCAUUAAAGCGAUACUGAAAGGAGUUUUUCUUUUACAAACUUGCAAAAAGCAAAGACAACAGACUUGAUCAAAGGCGAUGAGCAACUGGAUUUGGAAUACUCUUCGUUUCAUUCUGGUUUUCUUCUUUGUCCUUUGUAAAGUAGAUAUAAUUGUUUCUCAAUGGAACUUAAAUAUUGCAGUAAAUUACUGUAUUAAACUGUAAAUAUUAUAAGGCAGUUGGCACUUAAGUCAGAUAUUUUUGUCAACCCUGUUUUUAAAAAAGAAGGUGCAUUAGUUUAUCUUUAAUGUUUAUACAUCUGUUUUGUUUUUUACAGUCAUAUAGAGCUGAAAUGUCUAUUUUAUUCUAAAUAAAGAGCGUAAA
Molecule: messenger RNA, 2449 nt
Organism: Misgurnus anguillicaudatus (oriental weatherfish)
Lineage: Eukaryota; Metazoa; Chordata; Actinopteri; Cypriniformes; Cobitidae
Gene: dkk1b
Product: dickkopf WNT signaling pathway inhibitor 1b
Biological process (GO): multicellular organism development; negative regulation of canonical Wnt signaling pathway
Cellular component (GO): extracellular region
Molecular function (GO): co-receptor binding; receptor antagonist activity
Source: RefSeq, a predicted model, not a curated record